CAGAGGGUAACAAUGACAAGGUGCUCUUGGAUAAUAUUGUUCCUUCUCUCUGCCCUUUUCCGUCAGACAGAGCAGACAGUGUUUAUAUCAGCUGACGAGGCAAACAAUGUUAUCAAGAGACAGAGGCGUGCCAGUUCCCACCUUCUGGAGGAGAUCCUCCAAGGCAGUUUGGAAAGGGAAUGCCUUGAAGAGAGAUGUACACAUGAAGAAGCAAGAGAAGUAUUUGAAAAUGAUGAAAUGCUUAAAAUGUUUUGGGAUAUCUACUACGAGGGCAGGAGGUGCUCCUCGAGCCCCUGCCAGAACAAUGGCGUGUGUGAGGACAGCAUUCGUGGCUACACCUGCACUUGUGCUGAGGGCUACGAGGGAGAGAACUGUGCUUUCGCUAAAAAUGAAUGUCACCAUGAAGCAAAAGAAGGAUGUCACCACUUCUGCUACCCAGGAAUUAAUUCCUACCGCUGUUCCUGUGCCGAUGGCUAUGAGCUUGGGCAGGACACAAAACAGUGCAUCGCAUUAGAUGAAUGUGCAUGUGGCAGACUUCAAGACAGUGAUAAUCUGAUAAGUGAAACCAGGAAGAAACAUGACGAGCGAUUUCCCUGGCAGGUGCUACUGCUAAACUCAGAAGGGAAAGGCUUCUGUGGAGGAGUGCUGCUAAAAAGUAACUUCAUAUUGACCACAGCAGAGUGUGCUCUUCUGCACAACCAUUUUGAAAUCAGGGUUGGUGCUGGGCCUAAUGGAACAAGUGGAACUGAGAAGAUAAUGCAAGUUAGCGAGAAGCACAUACACAUCCGGUACGAUGAAGACACCGGUGAGAACAACAUUGCAUUGCUACAGCUUCAAGAGCAUGUUGAGUGCAACAACUACCAGCUUCCUGUAUGCGCCCCUGAAAGAGACUUUGCAGAACACGUUUUAAUUCCCAAAUUGGCUGGUACAGUUAGUGGCUGGAGCAUAGAAGGUGAUGAACUUAAAGUUGAUGAGCUGCAGGUUUUGUACCUUCCUGCUGAGGACUGCAAACAAAUACUCAACAUCAGCCUCACAAACAGGCAGUUUUGUGGGCACCUCCAGAAGGCCGUAGACAAACGACUGGCUGGAGGAAGCUUUUUAGCUACUGAGUAUAAGGGCACUUGGUUUCUGACUGGUAUCCUGGGAUCUUGGCCACUAGAAGACACUGACUGGGAAACACUUCUAUUCACCAACACCGCAAGGUAUAUGAUAUGGGUUAAACAAAAAAUGAAAUAAGACACAAACACGACCAACUCUCAAGCACCAAACGCCUACCAAUCAUUGCAAGGAAACAUAUGGAUGCAGCCAGUACACCCAUUUGACUGUAUCACAAUUCACAGCAAUGGAAGUUGCAAUGAUGGCAUGUAUUUAACUCCAAGUUAUACAGAAAAGCCUGUUUGUCUUUCCUUCUUCUGCUGACAUACAGUACUGUGGAAGUCACGAUGCAGUAAACCUAGUUAUUUUAUGAAAAACUGAUUUAACUUUAAAUUUCUUAGAACUGUUCAUCCUACAACUCCAAACACUUUGAUGUUUUUCUGGGAUUUUAAAUAGUGCUAGAAGGCAAUGAGUCUUUUCAAUUCUUGGUACCCUGAGGUUUACUUCAGCGAAUUCAUGCUCUUAUUUCAAGAUUCAUACAAGUAAAACUUACAAAGA
Molecule: messenger RNA, 1653 nt
Organism: Pipra filicauda (Wire-tailed manakin)
Lineage: Eukaryota; Metazoa; Chordata; Aves; Passeriformes; Pipridae
Gene: PROZ
Product: protein Z, vitamin K dependent plasma glycoprotein
Exons: 8
Coding region: 13-1236 (407 amino acids)
Biological process (GO): blood coagulation; proteolysis
Cellular component (GO): extracellular region
Molecular function (GO): serine-type endopeptidase activity; calcium ion binding
Source: RefSeq, a predicted model, not a curated record